CACUGCCCAUUUUCCUCAGCUUCACCAUCGGUUUACUGGUUCUCCCCUUGAAUCACCCUUCACCAUGGCUUCUGAGGACAACAGCACCGUCUACGUCGUCACUGGCGCCAACAGAGGCAUUGGUCUCGGCCUCGUCAAGAUCCUCCUCUCCCGCCCCUCCGUUACCGUCGUCGCCAGUGUCCGCAAUGAUGAUGCUGCUACAAGCCUUAAAUCGGACACUGACUCUGUCACCAAGGGCAGGAAUAGCUCCCUCAUCAUUGUCAAGCUCGAUUUCUCCAAUGCUCUCGCCCCUGAGCAGAUCCGCGAUGCCUUCACCGUCGAUCACGUCGAUAUUCUGGUCAACAACGCUGCCUUCUCCCCACCCAUGACCCUCGCGGCCGAGACUCCUGCCGACAAUCUUCGAGCGGCUUUCGAGAUAAACACCAUUGGACCUCUCACGGUCUUUCAGGGACUUUGGCCUCUAUUGCAGAAAUCAACGGCUCCCAAAGUGAUCAACGUCACUUCUUCCGUUGGCUGUAUCAAUAUCCAGGAAGGCCCCGGUGGUGCCUAUGGUCCCAGCAAGGCUGCCCUUAACUGGCUCACUCGUGCUCUGCACAUGCAGAACCAGGGGCUUGUGGCUGUUGCACUUCAUCCUGGCUGGGUUCAGACGCGCAUGGGAGAGCUGUGUGCCAGGGACUGGGGCUUUCCUGGUUCGCCCCCUGAGACCAUCGAGGGGUCUGUUGAGGGAAUGGUUCAGAUCAUUGAUGAAGCUACAAGAGAGAAGUACUCGGGCAAGUUUGUCACGUACAAGGGUCAGGAACUUCCUUGGUGAGGACGUGCCGGGACGCUUUGAAUAUUGUGGGCUGUUGGAGUGAUGAUACUAUAGCAGUUUACUUGUAGUAACAACUCCUUUUUAAAGCCGUUGACGGUCACGACGCAGAUCGAGUUGAAGAUAUAAUAAAGUAGUCGGUACUAACAUGGAUCCCUGUGUCAUUCCGGUGUACCAG
Messenger RNA from Fusarium vanettenii 77-13-4, 986 nucleotides. RefSeq lists its product as uncharacterized. The record is from RefSeq and is a predicted model, not a curated record. NCBI's taxonomy places the organism in Eukaryota, Fungi, Ascomycota, Sordariomycetes, Hypocreales, Nectriaceae. The transcript has a single exon. Bases 65 to 811 code for a protein of 248 amino acids.